Messenger RNA from Coregonus clupeaformis (lake whitefish), 2534 nucleotides. Its product is annotated as LIM and senescent cell antigen-like-containing domain protein 1. NCBI's taxonomy places the organism in Eukaryota, Metazoa, Chordata, Actinopteri, Salmoniformes, Salmonidae. The coding region runs from base 1410 to 2402 and encodes 330 amino acids. Gene Ontology annotation, cellular component: cytoplasm; focal adhesion; cell-cell junction. Gene Ontology annotation, biological process: positive regulation of integrin-mediated signaling pathway; positive regulation of substrate adhesion-dependent cell spreading; cell-cell junction organization. The record is from RefSeq and is a predicted model, not a curated record. The transcript has 11 exons.
GAGGAGCAGUGGCUCUGCUUCCCAAAUGUCUCUGUGCUGUCAGUCUGGUAUUGUGAGUGAUCCAACACAAAAACCUAUUCCUGGUAUCUUCCUGUGACCCACACAAUAAACAAAGAUCAUAUGCACACAGCACACUCCCUCCCUAGCCCUGACCCUACUCUAGCCCUGACCCUACUCUAGCCCUGAUCCUACUCCAGCCCUGACCCUACUCUAGCCCUGACCCUACUCUAGCCCUGACCCUACUCUAGCCCUGACCCUACUCUAGCCCUGACCCUACUCUAGCCCUGACCCUACUCUAGCCCUGAUCCUACUCUAGCCCUGACCCUACUCUAGCCCUGAUCCUACUCCAGCCCUGACCCUACUCUAGCCCUGACCCUACUCUAGCCCUGACCCUACUCUAGCCCUGACCCUACUCUAGCCCUGAUCCUACUCCAGCCCUGACCCUACUCUAGCCCUGACCCUACUCUAGCCCUGAUCCUACUCCAGCCCUGACCCUACUCUAGCCCUGACCCUACUCUAGCCCUGACCCUACUCUAGCCCUGACCCUACUCUAGCCCUGACCCUACUCUAGCCCUGACCCUACUCUAGCCCUGACCCUACUCUAGCCCUGACCCUACUCUAGCCCUGACCCUACUCUAGCCCUGACCCUACUCUAGCCCUGACCCUACUCUAGCCCUGACCCUACUCUAGCCCUGACACUACUCUAGCCCUGACCCUACUCUAGCCCUGACCCUACUCUAGCCCUGACCCUACUCUAGCCCUGACCCUACUCUAGCCCUGACACUACUCUAGCCCUGACCCUACUCUAGCCCUGACCCUACUCUAGCCCUGACCCUACUCUAGCCCUGACCCUACUCUAGCCCUGACCCUACUCUAGCCCUGACCCUACUCUAGCCCUGACCCUACUCUAGCCCUGACCCUACUCUAGCCCUGACACUACUCUAGCCCUGACCCUACUCUAGCCCUGACCCUACUCUAGCCCUGACCCUACUCUAGCCCUGACCCUACUCUAGCCCUGACCCUACUCUAGCCCUGACCCUACUCUAGCCCUGACCCUACUCUAGCCCUGACCCUACUCUAGCCCUGACUAUGGCCGUAGUGAUACACACAGCCAGCUUUCUCCACCCCUAUCCCUGUCCUCAAUCACUGAACAGACUGCACCCUGUGAGUCAGUCAGCCACCAACACUCAGACACACACACAUGCACGCAUACACAAACACACACACACACACACACACACACACACUCCAUCAUCACGCCAACCACAGGCAGGCCUUCCAGGCAGCCAAAUAGGAAGUGAUGUGGGUGAGCAGAGCGAAAGAUAGCAACAGACACAGUAGAAGAAGACACAGUAGGGACAACAAUAACAACAGCAACCUCACAGCAGCCUAUCAAAAUACUUUGCAACAUGGCCAAUGCCCUGGCCAAUGCGAUGUGUGAGCGCUGUAAGAGCGGCUUUGCCCCGGCGGAGAAGAUCGUCAACAGUAACGGGGAGCUGUACCAUGAGGGGUGCUUCGUCUGUGCUCAGUGCUUCCAACAGUUCCCUGAAGGUCUCUUCUAUGAGUUUGAGGGCAGGAAGUACUGCGAGCACGACUUCCAGAUGCUGUUUGCUCCCUGCUGCCACCAGUGUGGGGAGUUUAUCAUUGGUCGUGUGAUCAAGGCGAUGAACAACAGUUGGCACCCUGACUGUUUCUGCUGUGACCUCUGCCAGGCCGUGCUGGCUGACGUGGGCUUCGUCAAGAACGCCGGCAGACACCUGUGUCGCCCGUGUCAUAACCGUGAGAAGGCCCGUGGUCUGGGGAAGUACAUCUGUCAGAAGUGUCACGCCAUCAUUGAGGAGCAGCCGCUGCUGUUCAAGAACGACCCCUACCACCCCGAUCACUUCAACUGCAACAACUGCGGUAAGGAGCUGACGGCUGAUGCCAGGGAGCUGAAGGGAGAGCUGUACUGCCUGCCCUGCCAUGACAAGAUGGGUGUUCCCAUCUGUGGCGCCUGCAGGAGACCCAUCGAGGGCCGUGUGGUCAAUGCCAUGGGCAAGCAGUGGCACGUUGAGCAUUUUGUGUGUGCUAAGUGUGAGAAACCCUUCCUGGGCCAUCGCCACUACGAACGCAAAGGACUGGCCUACUGUGAGACUCACUACAACCAGCUCUUUGGAGAUGUCUGCUAUCACUGCAACCGUGUCAUUGAGGGUGAUGUGGUGUCAGCCCUGAACAAGGCAUGGUGUGUCAACUGCUUCGCCUGCUCCACCUGCAACACCAAGCUCACCCUAAAGGAUAAGUUUGUAGAGGUGGAUCUGAAGCCUGUGUGUAAACACUGCUACGAGCACCUGCCAGAUGACAUGAAGCGUCGUCUUGCCAAACAAGAAAAAGAAAAGAAGAAGAAAAUGCCCAUGUGUCUGUAAACCUCUGUCCUUCCUUUCUCCUCACUUCCACUUUCCAUUCAUUGGAACAAGUUUGUGGAGUUUGACAUGAAGCCGGUGUGUAAGAAGUGUUACGAGAAGUUUCCUCUGGAACUUAAGAAGAGGCUGAAGAAG